Molecule: messenger RNA, 2256 nt
Organism: Emericellopsis cladophorae
Lineage: Eukaryota; Fungi; Ascomycota; Sordariomycetes; Hypocreales; Bionectriaceae
Product: CTD kinase subunit alpha-like protein
Exons: 4
Coding region: 1-2256 (751 amino acids)
Biological process (GO): positive regulation of transcription elongation by RNA polymerase II; transcription elongation by RNA polymerase II; protein phosphorylation
Cellular component (GO): nucleus; cyclin/CDK positive transcription elongation factor complex
Molecular function (GO): cyclin-dependent protein serine/threonine kinase activity; ATP binding; cyclin binding
Source: RefSeq, a predicted model, not a curated record
AUGGACAAGGAACUCGUCGUCACUCGCCGCACGGCAGGCGACGGGGUUCACCUCGUGUUCACGCGUCGCCUACCCAGGACGACCAUUCUUCGUCGCGGUCGAACAGACACCGCGAAGAUUCAGAAGCACCGCGUGACCAGCCAUCACGCCGCGACAGACACGAGUCAAGGCACUCAAGGAUCGACGGAGCUGAUCGCUUCGGUCAUCAAGACUUUCCAAUGGAGCGGCCGAUCGAACCAUCCAGCCUUGCACCUCUCGAAUCUGCAAGCCUCAACGACAACGAGGCACGCCCUCGCGAGCGCAGGGGCAGAACCCGUUCUCCGUCUAGUCGAGGAAACAGGAGAGUUCGACGGCCUACGCCCGAUGGCCCUGCCGCUGCCUAUUAUGAUGAGGAAAUGCGUCAUCGCGAUCCGUAUCGCGGCGACUACGACUUCCCACAUGGUCGACACUACCCUCCUCCUGAUCCCAGAUAUCCACGUUCUCCGCGUGGGGGCUCAUACCGUGCUUCGCCGACCCGUUCACCUCAUCCCCCCAACCGGCGUGGUAGACGGGAACCAUCGUGGAACUCCAUACAACGGUCGUGGCGGACCACGUGGCAUGGGCUACAAAUCGUCACAAUGGGGUGGUGGAUCAGGACAUGGUCAGCCGCCGGACGAGCUCAACGAUCAAUAUCGUUCACCCAAUGAUUAUGCGGACCAGCCAUCGAGGGAGGCUGAGCCUCAAGACGUUGGCAUCGACGAGUCUUCAAAGGCUUCGGACACGAAUGGCAGUCACCCUCCCAAUGCACCUACUGGGCCGUCGGGCUCGGGACGUCCGCCGCCGACUGGACCAAGCAACAAGUUCAGCUUUGCUUUCAAGGGCCCCUCGAAACCACCUGCGCCCAAACCUGAGAUAUCCCAGAAGUUCAACGCCCCUCCACGCAGGAGGUUGUCGCUCGACAGGGCAGACAGUGACAGGCAACCCCCGGCGUCCGCGCCAACUGAACCCGCCUCAGCGAGAGGGCGACCUGAUCCGAGAUCGCUUCCACCCAUACCUGAUGGUCCCAGAGUUGUACCGCGGAUGCGCAAAGUGAAAAAGAUAAUGAGGCGGCCAAAACCUCGCCCGACACUCCCCUCGGAGCAAGUGAUUUCAGAGUCUGUCUUCUUCCGCAAGCCUGGCAACGAGUCUGUGAUCGGAUCUGGCACGUACGGCAAGGUCUUCAAGGGGUUGAACGUGUACACAAAGGACCUUGUCGCCCUCAAGCGCUUGCGAAUGGAAGGCGAAAGAGACGGGUUCCCGGUGACAGCGGUGAGAGAGAUCAAGCUGCUACAGUCGUUGAGACAUCUCAACAUUGUGAAUCUUCAGGAAGUCAUGGUCGAGAGGAACGACUGCUUCAUGGUUUUUGAAUACCUUUCCCAUGACCUGACGGGCCUCCUCAACCACCCUAGCUUCACACUGAACCCGGCGCAGAAGAAGCAUCUUGCGAAGCAGAUGUUUGAUGCCCUCGACUAUCUACAUGACCGUGGGGUGCUACAUCGGGAUCUCAAAGCAGCCAAUAUUCUUGUCAGCAGCGAAGGUAUCCUCAAACUAGCUGACUUUGGCCUUGCUCGAUUCUUCGCCAAGCAUCAUCGACUGGAUUACACCAAUCGCGUCAUCACCAUCUGGUAUCGCUCCCCAGAGCUACUCCUCGGGGAAACGCAGUACACCGCGGCCGUCGACGUCUGGAGUGCGGCCUGCGUCCUGGUGGAGAUCUUUGUCCGGCAGGCCAUCUUCCCCGGAGACGGUACCGAACUCAGCCAACUCGAUAAGAUCUACGGCAUCCUCGGUACGCCCAACUUGCGGGACUGGCCUGGCCUCGUCGACAUGGCGUGGUUUGAGCUCCUCAAACCAACCGUCAAGAGGAAGAACGUCUUUGCGGAGAAAUACGAGGAUCGAGUCACGCCCAAGGCCUUUGAUCUCCUCAAGCGCAUGUUCCACUACGAUCCCGCCAAACGACCCACGGCGGCUGAGGUUCUACAACAUGACUACUUCCUCACGGAAGAGCCUUUGCCAAGACAGGCAGUAGAACUCGCUGAUAUCGAGGGUGACUGGCACGAAUUUGAGUCCAAGGCGCUACGCAAGGAGAAUGAACGAAAAAGUCGUGAGGCUCGCAAGGCUAACGCCGCCCGCGAAAAGGAGAAGAAACGAGCUGCGGAAACCGAAGAAGCUGCUGCUGCGCCCGAGGCCAAGAGACCCCACGUUGAUGUCGGUGCCGAGGAUGCUUUGGAGGUUGCGUAG